Molecule: messenger RNA, 537 nt
Organism: Impatiens glandulifera
Lineage: Eukaryota; Viridiplantae; Streptophyta; Magnoliopsida; Ericales; Balsaminaceae
Product: transcription factor MYB73-like
Exons: 2
Coding region: 1-537 (178 amino acids)
Biological process (GO): regulation of DNA-templated transcription
Cellular component (GO): nucleus
Molecular function (GO): RNA polymerase II cis-regulatory region sequence-specific DNA binding; DNA-binding transcription factor activity, RNA polymerase II-specific
Source: RefSeq, a predicted model, not a curated record
AUGGUUAUUCUAGAUCCUGAGGAGAUGGUGAAGGGAGCAUGGACAGUUCAGGAGGACAACUUGCUAACGAGUCUUGUGCAAAGACAUGGUACUGUUCGGAGUUGGUCGGUUAUUAGCCGAUCUAUUCCGGGGAGAAACCCAUCAUCUUGCCGUAAUCGCUGGUUGAAACAGCUGUCGCCGGAGGUGAACCAUCUGCCCUUUACCCCGGAGGAGGAUCAGCUCAUUUUGGAGAUGCAUGCAGAUAUGGGUAACAAAUGGACGGAAAUGGCUAGAUUGCUUGAUAAUGGAAGGACUGAUAACUCCGUCAAAAACCGAUGGCACUCCACUCUGAAGAGGCGACGUGAUGUUGCAGUGUUGGCUAUUGAAGGUGUCGGCGCCGCCGGACAAGGGGAAGCAGGAGAAGGAGGAGCAGCAGGAGAAGGACAAAGACAAGGAGGAAGACAAGGACAAGGAGAAGAAGGACAAGGACAACAACAAGGAGAUGGGCAGGAAGGAGGAGGAGCAGGACAACAAGGAGAUGGACGAAACAGAGAGUGA